GCGAAAGGUUGAAAAGCUCAAGGGGGCCGAAUACUUUCGCAAGGCACUGUAUUUCCCCUUGCUCUAUCAAUUGAGGAUCAUGAAAGGUCGCAUUGCCAUGAAUGAUAAUUUUAACUAAACAAAUUUGUGGAUUAUUUUUCGAUUCAAGUGUUUCCCCUCAAUGUUUCCACACAGACAGACUCAUGCAUACACAUCAGCAGCAAUCCUAUUUGUUUUGCGAAUUUCUGUUGAAACAGUGUCCGAUAACAAACCUCUCGCUUUUCAAAGACUUUUCAAAGCCUGGCAACAUCCACAGAUUGUGCCAAAUACAACAAGAGUUUUGGAACAGCAGCCCAAAAGCUUUGUACUGUCCAUGUGCUUGACAGCCUGGCUGCUCCAGGACAGGACCAAACAAGGGAAGCAAGUCUGUACUCUGUUUCUUCUACUUUAAUUUCUUGUGUACAUUACGCACUGUGUCCGGCCUCCUCCUGAUCAGAAACAGAAGCAGACAAAUUCCCCACAACGUUUUUUUUGUCUUUUUUCCACAGUCUUUUUUCCAAAUAACACUUCAGAUUCAACCUUCAGCAGCGUUACUUGCUGCCUGAAAUCUAAGCAGAUUAAGUAUGAAUCUGAUUGAAUCUGACUUGUGUUCCAAAAAUUAGUCUCUGUCCAGGGAGAGCGGAGGCCUGUGGAGGAGAAGUGGGAACACAACAGGAAAAGGGGACUAAUGAGACCACUCCCUCCCUCUCUCUAAACACAUUCCCCUUUUUUUGUGGUGGGCUGUCCCCCUAACAGAAGGAAAACUGCAAUGUAAUAGUUACGCAACAUCUUCUGUCUCUCUCUGUUUUAUCUUUAGAGCACUCAUCUGCAUAAAGAACUGAACUUUAGACAGACUUUAGUGUUGAGAAGUGUGGGCUGGUACAAAACUGGAUGUCACAGUCAGUGUCUUUGACUGCAUCUGUUCAGUGUUCGUACUUGCUCAUCAGGAGGGCAGCACAUGUGUUGGUCGCAGGCAGACGAAUCACCGAGGACUGCUAGGGAAUAAACAUCAAGAACUCCUGCCCAACGUCAACUUAACUCUUCUGCUUUUUACAUUUAUCUAAUUCAUUUCUGGUACAGUAAUGUGUUUUCUCGGCGCAGGGUGGUCGCGUGUUUUUGCUUCUGCUUAGAAGCCUCAUGGAUCAAAGUCCUUCACAGCUACAUCCUGUAAUUGUCUCUGGGUAGAGGGUAAACAGGAGGAGAGAGUAGCAGUAUUUGAGUGAACUUCGGCAGUGGUAGAGCAGAGGGCGAGAGGCGUCUGAUUGUCUAGUUAACUGCGAACGGCUGAGUCCAUCCCUGAGGACCAUGUGUGCUGCAGCUCUGGAUAAAUACUGUGGGUCCAUUUUCUGGAAUGCUUCGUAUCUGGAAACAGAAGACCCAGACCUCCCAGUAUGUGUGGAGCAGACCGUUCUGGUCUGGAUCCCCCUGGGAUUCCUGUGGCUCUGUGCCCCUCGGCACCUGAUGACUCUGUUCCAGAAAACACAAGUAAACAGAAAGCGCCUGAGCAAGCUCUAUAUCUGCAAACAGCUUGUUGUGGCUCUGUUGUUUUUGACGGCCAUAGCAGGCCUUGGAGUCACAUUAGGGGAGGAUUUUGGACCAAACCGAGACUCAGCUUCAACAGUGAAAAAUGCUGGUGUAUUCUAUGCAAAUCCUGUCCUGUUUGCUGUCUCAUGGAUCCUCGUGCUGUUGUGCCAGGCAGGAGUCAGACGGAGGAAAGAAACAGUUGACUCUGCCACUCUUUUCUGUUUCUGGUUCCUCCUCCUUCUGUGUGACAUUUUCCCUUUCCAGACUCUCUUACGAGAAGCACUCCGAGAGGGAAAGGUCAAUGAUGUCCCUCGUUUCUGCCUUUUCUACAUUUCCUUCGGGCUGGAGUUAAUUGCAUUUAUUCUCUCUGCUGUGGCUGAUAUCCCUCCAGAACUUAAAGACCGUGUAAAAAAGAAUCCCGAAACAGUUGCACCGUUUUGGAGCAGAAUCACUUUCCACUGGCUUACCGGUAUGACGGUGAGAGGCUACAAAAGGCCCCUGGUGCAGGAAGACAUGUUGGAGCUGAACAAGGAGGAUAGCACUCCUUACAUCCACGGGCAUUUCCAGCAUUUCAUGAAGUCCGAACUGAGUAAAGCUCGGAUUCGAUUCCAACACAAGUUGAAAAAGAAAGGUGUCAAAGGCAAAGCCCACGAUGAAACCAUGCAGAAUGGUCUCUCCAAUGGUUUGGGGAAAGGUGUGAGUCAUGAUGUGCUGAUAAUGGAGGAAAAAGGAAAGAAAGACGAUGAAAAGAAGAAGAAGAAGGACAAAAAGAAGGAGGAAGAGAACUAUCCCAAUUCAUGGCUGAUUACCACCAUCUACAAGACCUUUAAAGGGCUUCUCUUUGAAUCUGCUUUCUUCAAACUGAUACAGGACCUGUUGACUUUUGUCAGUCCUCAGCUACUGAAAUUGAUGAUCUCAUUCACUGAGAAUAAAAGUGAUUAUGCCUGGAGAGGGUAUUUGUAUGCAGUGCUGCUGCUAGCCGCAGCCCUCCUGCAGACUGUGGUCCUGCAGCAGUACUUCCAGCGCUGCUUUGUGCUGGGGAUGAAGGUUCGGACUGCCCUUAUGGCUGCUGUGUAUAAAAAGGCAUUAGUGGUGUCUAAUGACACUCGUAAAGAGUCGACGGUAGGGGAAACGGUGAACCUGAUGUCAGCAGAUGCGCAGCGAUUCAACGAUGUCACCAACUUCAUCCACCUGGUGUGGUCCUGCCCUCUGCAAAUCAUCAUAGCCAUUGUUUUCCUGUGGCUGGAGUUGGGACCUUCUGUGUUGGCAGGGCUGGGAGUCAUGGUACUAAUGGUUCCAAUCAAUGGAUUUCUAGCCACCAAGGCCAGAAACAUCCAGAUAGUGAACAUGAAGUACAAAGACCAGAGACUGAAAAUCAUGAAUGAAAUACUCAAUGGGAUCAAGAUUCUGAAGCUGUAUGCAUGGGAGCCAUCUUUCCAGACGCAGGUGGAAGACAUUAGGGGGAAAGAACUGAAGGUCAUGAGGAAUUUUGCAUAUCUGUCGUCUGUUUCUACCUUCAUCUUCAGCUGUGCUCCAGCUCUGGUUUCACUGGUCACAUUUGGAGUGUAUGUAGGCGUGAGCUCAGACAAUGUGCUUACUGCUGAAAAAGCUUUCACCUCCAUCUCUCUCUUUAACAUCCUCCGUUUUCCCCUGGCCAUGUUGCCCAUGCUCAUUGCUGCCAUGGUGCAAACAGGAGUAUCUAGGAAGCGGAUUGAGAAAUUUCUGUCUGGUGAAGACCUUCAAACCGAUGCUGUGCGCCAUGACCCCAGUUUCAGCUCAGCGGUUACCAUAAGUGAUGGUUCUUUUGCUUGGGAGAAAGAAGCAGAGCCUCUGCUGAAGAAUGUGUCUUUGGACAUUAAACCUGGUCGGUUGGUAGCAGUAGUGGGAGCUGUUGGCUCUGGAAAGUCCUCUCUGAUGUCAGCGCUGCUGGGAGAAAUGCACAACACCAAAGGCUUCGUCAACAUUCUGGGCUCCCUUGCGUUUGUGCCACAGCAAGCCUGGAUCCAAAAUGCCACUCUGAAGGAUAACAUCUUGUUUGGCUCCCCGGAUGAGGGCAAGAAGUUCCAGAAGGUAAUUGAUGCCUGUGCCCUCACCCCGGACUUGGAGCUUCUGCCCGGAGGAAUUCAGACUGAGAUUGGAGAGAAGGGUAUCAACCUCUCAGGGGGACAGAAGCAACGUGUGAGCUUGGCCAGAGCAGCUUACAGUGACGCUGACAUUUAUCUAUUGGAUGACCCCUUGUCCGCUGUGGACUCUCAUGUCGGAAAGCAUCUGUUUGAAAAAGUUAUUGGACCAAAUGGAAUUCUCAGUGAUAAGACUCGCAUCCUGGUGACUCAUGGUGUAAGUUUCCUGCCGUAUGUAGAUGAGAUAGUGGUCUUAGUGGAUGGAAAGAUUUCUGAAAUCGGAUCUUACGACAACCUUCGUGCCAGCAGAGGAGCUUUUUCAGAGUUCCUGGACACAUAUGCCAAAGAGCAAAGUAAUCAGAACCAGUCAAAGUCAGAUCAUGACAAGGAAACUACAGAGUUAGAACUUAUCGAUGACGGAGAAGACAUUCAGCCCGACCAUCCUUUGGAGGAUACAGUUUCUGCUACACUGAAGAGAGAAAACAGCAUUCGUCGCAGCCAGCGUAAAAGCAGUGUCAGAUUAAGAGUGAACAGUUCGAUUAAAAAACCAAGAGAUGUUGAUGAAAUUAAGAAAGGCCAGAAGCUAAUAGAGAAGGAAGCUAUGGAAACAGGGCAGGUGAAGUUUUCAGUGUAUCUCCAGUAUAUGCGAGCGCUGGGCUGGGGAUUUACUUCUAUGGCCUUCCUGGUUUACUUCCUCCAAAAUGCUGCUUUCGUUGGUCAAAACCUGUGGCUGAGUGACUGGACCAGUGAUGCAAAGAGAUACGCCAACACUACAUACCCUAUCUGGAAGAGGGAUCAGAGGGUGUGGGUGUUUGGAGUUCUUGGAGUGGCUCAGGGCAUCUUUGUCUUCCUUGGCACACUGAUCCUAGCCAAUGCUUCGGUCGCUGCAUCCCGUGUUCUGCAUUCAGGACUGCUUAGGAACAUGCUGCGAGUUCCAAUGGUUUUCUUUGAUACGACACCAAUUGGAAGGGUGGUCAACCGCUUUGCAAAGGACAUUUUCACCAUAGAUGAAACCAUUCCUCAGACUGUCCGCUCCUGGAUCAUGUGUCUGCUGGGCGUACUAGGGACAUUGGUUGGCAUCAGUCUGGCCACUCCAAUCUUUGUCGCUGUCCUUGUUCCUCUGGCUGUGAUCUACUACUUUGUACAGCGCUUCUACAUAGCCACUUCAAGGCAGCUGCGUCGGCUGGAUUCAGUGUCUCGCUCUCCGAUUUAUUCUCACUUUGGUGAGACAGUGUCAGGUCUGUCAGUGAUAAGAGCCUACGGUCAUCAAGAAAGGUUUCUUAAACACAACGAAGUGACUAUUGAUGAAAACCUCAAGAGCGUCUACCCGUGGAUAGUAUCUAACAGGUGGCUCGCCAUUCGUUUGGAGACCAUUGGAAACAUGGUGGUGUUUUUUUCUGCUCUGUUUGCUGUUAUUUCCAGAGACACUUUGGAAAGCGGCCUGGUUGGCAUGUCCAUAUCCUACGCUCUUAAUAUAACCCAGACACUGAACUGGCUGGUGAGGAUGAACUCAGAGCUGGAGAACAACAUCGUUGCCGUGGAGAGAGUGAGCGAAUACUCAGAGAUUGAGAACGAGGCUAAGUGGAUAACUGACUCUCGGCCACCGGACACGUGGCCAGAGGAAGGAAGGCUACAGUUUGAAGACUACAAGGUCCGCUACAGACCUGGAUUGGACCUGGUGUUGCAUGGAAUCACUUGCGACAUCAACAGCACUGAGAAGAUUGGUAUAGUGGGCCGCACUGGAGCUGGGAAAUCAAGUCUAACAAACUGCCUGUUCAGAAUUAUUGAAGCUGCUGAAGGGCGCAUCCUCAUUGAUGGUAUAGACAUUGCCGAGAUAGGACUACAUGACCUGAGAAACAAUCUCACAAUCAUACCACAGGAUCCCGUUUUGUUCUCUGGGACGCUGAGGAUGAACCUGGAUCCAUUUGAAAGAGUCAGUGAUGAGGAAAUUUGGAAAGUACUGGAGCUGUCUCAUCUGAAGGACUACGUGGCAGGACUGCAGGAAGGAUUGCAGCAUGAAGUCGCAGAGGGGGGAGAGAACCUCAGCGUUGGCCAGAGGCAGCUCCUGUGUCUGGCCCGAGCACUGCUGAGAAAGUCACGGAUCUUAAUCCUGGAUGAGGCCACUGCAGCUGUUGACCUGGAGACAGAUGACCUGAUUCAGAAAACCAUCCGCAAGCAGUUUUCACACUGCACCGUCCUCACCAUCGCCCACCGUCUCCACAGUAUCAUGGACAGCUCGAGGGUAAUGGUGCUUGAUGCUGGUAAAAUCGUGGAAUUUGAUUCUCCGAGAAACCUGCUUGAAAAACAAGGCCAUUUUUAUGCCAUGGCAAAGGAUGCUGGGAUAACAGAAGAACUAAGCACAGCUUGCUAACAGCUCUUUAAUUUACAUGUGCUCGUUUUUUUGAAGGAUGAUUUCAUUCCAUAAAUGUCUUUUAUUGUUUUACUAAAAAGCUAGAAAUAACGGAAUGUAUAUCAUGUCUUGUAUUUAUAGGUAGCAAUAUAAAUAAAACAUAUUCUAUAUGUAAAUAAUUUUUAUAUGUGAACAAUGAACAUUCUUUGGUUUUAAUAAAGAGAGCAACCUCUGUUGUUUAAA
This is a messenger RNA of Acanthochromis polyacanthus (spiny chromis), 6255 nucleotides long. It is a transcript of the gene abcc2, whose product is annotated as ATP-binding cassette, sub-family C (CFTR/MRP), member 2. Gene Ontology annotation, molecular function: ATP binding; ATP hydrolysis activity; ABC-type transporter activity. The record is from RefSeq and is a predicted model, not a curated record. The transcript has 32 exons. The coding region runs from base 1324 to 6033 and encodes 1569 amino acids. Gene Ontology annotation, cellular component: apical plasma membrane. Lineage: Eukaryota; Metazoa; Chordata; Actinopteri; Pomacentridae. Gene Ontology annotation, biological process: transmembrane transport.